Molecule: messenger RNA, 2409 nt
Organism: Hemibagrus wyckioides
Lineage: Eukaryota; Metazoa; Chordata; Actinopteri; Siluriformes; Bagridae
Gene: il4i1
Product: interleukin 4 induced 1
Exons: 8
Coding region: 98-1618 (506 amino acids)
Biological process (GO): amino acid catabolic process
Molecular function (GO): polyamine oxidase activity; L-amino-acid oxidase activity
Source: RefSeq, a predicted model, not a curated record
AAAGCUGAGCUGGAAGACUCUAUUCAUUCACUGCUCCUGUGUCCAGCAACUCGGCCGGUUUCUGUUUACUGAGUUCUGACGAGUCAGGGAGAGCACCAUGUCUCCUGACCACUUCAUCUGUUGCUUCUUAUCUGUUGGGAUUCUACUGUUCAUCGUCUUGCGUGUCAGCGGAUCCAAAAAAGAUCCUAUUGUAGAAUGUCUAAAGGACAACGACUAUGAUGAACUUCUUGACAUAAUCAACGAAGGCCUUCCACCGACAAAGACCCCUCACCAUGUGGCCAUCAUUGGUGGGGGCAUUGCUGGACUUACUGCUGCUAAGUACCUAGAGGAUGCUGGGCAUAAGGUUACAAUCAUAGAAGCAAGUGGCGAAAUAGGUGGAAGAAUUAAAACGUACAGGAGUAAAGAGGGCUGGUAUGCAGAAUUCGGUGCCAUGAGGAUCCCAAGCUUCCACUGGAUUCUCAGGAAUUUCACAGCAAAGCUCGGUCUGCCACUGAACAGAUUCAUUGAAGAAGACAUCAACACUUAUUAUUACAUCAACAGCCUCCGUCACAAAACCUACAAAGUGAAGGAGAAUCCUGAUGUGCUAAACUACUCCUUAAGCGAUCAGGAGAAAGGAAAAUCAGCCAGUGAACUUUUCAGCCAAUCGUUGUGGAAGAUAAGAGAGUAUCUGAAGUCACAUGACUGUGAAACUAUGUUAAAAUACUCUGACGCCUACUCCCUUAUGGAUUAUUUGGUGAACGAGGUUAACAUGAGUAAAGGAGCCUUGUGCAUGAUCGGAGACAUCCUUAACGAGAGCAGCUUCUACUACAUCUCUCUCCUGGAGAGUCUCUACCUGCAGGCUGAUAUUAAUGAUGAAACAACAUAUUGGGAGAUCUCAGGAGGCUUUGAUGAAUUACCCUUCAAGUUUUAUAAAAUCCUCAACUCCACAAUCCUCCUCAACUCCAAAGUCCGAGGCAUCAGUUAUACAGAUAGUAACGUGACCGUGUUUUAUAAUGAAAAGCAUAGCUCACUUUUGACCCAGAAGACAUUCGACUACGUCUUGGUGACGGCUACGGCCAAAGCCACCCUCUUUAUCGACUACCAGCCUCCUCUCCCACACUGGAAGUUGGAGGCUCUGCGCUCGGUCCACUACGCUAGCUCCACCAAGGUCGUCCUGAGCUUUAGUCGGAGGUUUUGGGAGGACGAAAGCAUUUUUGGGGGUAGGAGCAUUACGGAUUUGCCCUCACGCUUCAUCUACUACCCCAGCCAUAGCUUCACUGCGAAAGGAGGAGCUCUCCUGGCCUCCUACACCGUCUCGGACGAAGCGGCGCUCUUCCAGGGAAUGUCCGACGACGAGCUUAAACAAGUGGUGCUGAAUGACUUGAUGAAGAUCCACGGAGUGUACAUCCAGGAUCUGUAUACUGGAGGCAUUGUGAAGAAGUGGGGGUUGGAUCCUUACAGCCUUGGAGCUUUUGCUAUCUUCACUCCUUACCAGAAAACCUACUACGGCGAAAAUCUGGCUAGGAAUGUGAGUCGGAUUUAUUUUGCUGGAGAACAUGUCGACAUGCCUCAUGGCUGGAUUGAGACUGCUAUGAAAACUGCCCUCAGAGCAGCUAAGACCAUAAACUCAGCUAAAUAACAUGAAUUUAUGCUCAUUUUUUUUAAAUUAAAAUUGGGGUUAGGAUUAGGGUUAGCAUUAUAUGUGAGAAGGAAAAUAUAUUAUGCAGUUUUUUUCACUUUAUUAUAUGCAUUAAUAAUAUCUUUGGCAUUUUUACUCACACUUUUGUACCUGAAACCAAAUGACAUCAUACACUGAAACUUCAUUAUAAUAUUUUUUAUACUAAUAAACUACUUUGAAUGACAGUGUGAUCAACAUACACUAUAUUGCCAAAAGUUUUGGGACACCCCUCCAAUUCAUUGAAUUCAGGUGUUUCAGGGGUUGGGCUCGGCCCCUUAGUUCUAGCAAGUGGAACUCUUAAUGCUUCAUCAUACCAAGACAUUUCGGACAAUUUCAUGCUUUGUGGGAACAGUUUGGGGAUGACCCCUUCCUGUUCCAACAUGACUGCACACCAGUGCACAAAGCAAGGUCCAUAAAGACAUGGAUGAGUGAGUUUCGUGUGGAGGAACUUGACUGGCCUGCACAGAGUCCUCACCUCAACCUGAUAGAACACCUUUGGGAUGAAUUAGAGAGGAGACUGUGAGCCAGACCUUCUCGUCCAACAUCAGUGCCGGACCUCACAAAUGUGCUUCUAGAGGAAUGGUCAAAAAUUCCCAUAAACACACUCCUAAACCUUGUGGAAAGCCUUCCCAGAAGAGUUGAAGCUGUUAUAGCUGCAAAGGGCGGGGCAACUCCAUAUUACAUUCAUGUGCAUGUAAACGCAGGCAGACGUUCCAAAACUCUUGCCAAUAUGGUGUAUCUACCUCAAUGAC